AUGUCGACCCAAAUGCGGGAAAUGAUGGUGCGUGAUCGGCGUAAGGCUUUGUUCGGCGACUUUCCCCCACCUCCAAGACAAGCCGCUCCUUAUCCUGAGGGUGAGGUUAUCUAUCACUGUGACGAUCGCUUUGUGGUGCGAUCCGGCAACACUGUUACCCAAUACACAACCCAUCCCGAUGGGAUGGGUGUCAACCCCCGACCAAGCGAGGCGAUGGCGCUACAAUUCGUCAAAGACCACACGACAAUCCCUGUACCAGAGGUCAUUAGCAGCGAUUGGGACCGCAUCACCAUGGAAUAUGUCGAAGGCCAAACGUUGAAAGAAGCUUGGCCAUCACUUGAGCCUCACCAGCGUUCUGAGAUACUUGAUCAGCUUAAGGACUACAUGGCUCAGAUGCGCUCCCCGAAAGGUCUUUACCUGGGCCGUCUUGACGGGCAAGGCGUCGUCGUUCCUAGCAUGAUGACCAGAUCGGGUGGUCCUUUUCCAACAAUGGCAGAGUUCCAUUAUUGGCUUGUUCGACCACCUAAGCGAAUGGAAGAACAAUCCAUGCACUGA
This is a messenger RNA of Fusarium sp. VM40, 555 nucleotides long. NCBI's taxonomy places the organism in Eukaryota, Fungi, Ascomycota, Sordariomycetes, Hypocreales, Nectriaceae. The record is from the annotation of a GenBank genome assembly.